UUUCUCUUUUUGGCUACUCGAAUUGCAUUAGUUUUUCCUCUUUAUUUCUACAUUCUUUUCCAAAAACAUUUGAAUCUGUAGUUAGCAAUCUUCAAAACUGGUCAAUGGCUUGCAAUGCAGAAGAAAAUAAAGUGAGCAGCUUUCAUAGUGAGCAGAGUUUCUCUGAGGUGUCUGCUGGAGCUUGCGGAGUCAAGUUGGAAGCUGUUGAAGCAAUGGAUCCAAAUCUAGAUGCCAAAACAUCUGCCAGCAGCAGCAAGAGGGGGCCUGAGGAAGGGAUGGAAGUUGUAUAUGUAAAAGAAGAUCCAAAUACAUAUGAUAAGGAUUGUUCACCUGAGCUCCUCAGCCCUGGUGAUGUUGGCAAGCAAACUUCACCUUUCCCAUCCUGCUUACUAGAAAAGUUGGAAGCCAAAAUUGACAUUGAAGAUGAUUAUGAGGAUGGUCAUGGCACCACCCUCCACUGUGAUACUACUGAAGAGAAGGUGAUGCUGAAUGAUUAUUCUGAGAAGAAAUUCAUGGACACUCUCUUUUUUGAUGGAAGUGAGGUUGAUGAAACUACCAGUGAUGAUGACCUCAAUGACCCAGUAGCUGUGUAUGUCAGUGAUAUGGAUUCUCUUGGAUCAGAUUGCGGAGAUAUGGGACUAACUGAUGAACAAAUCGCACAUUUGGUAAACUUGCCUUCAGAUUAUAGCGACCCUAGUGACGAAGGAACAGACGAAGAGAAAACAACUUCUAAGCAUGCUUCUGAUGGCACCCUUCCACUUGAUCCUCUUGAUAAAGCGCAACAAAUUACAGAAAUUAUGAGCUCUAUCAGCACAUCAGUUGAAAAAGAAAGCAGCUGUGUCACCAUAAUUAUUGGCAAUGAAACCCAAUAAGUGAUUGAUUCAAAUACGACUGAACACCCACGAGAAGCACAAGACGAGGUAAAUCCAACUGCGACAGAAAAGAGA
This is a messenger RNA of Hyalella azteca, 947 nucleotides long. RefSeq lists its product as uncharacterized. The coding region runs from base 105 to 872 and encodes 255 amino acids. The record is from RefSeq and is a predicted model, not a curated record. The transcript is spliced from 5 exons. Lineage: Eukaryota; Metazoa; Arthropoda; Malacostraca; Amphipoda; Hyalellidae.